AUGACAAAUUUGAGUUGUGGUGCGAGAUGCCUUAAAUUUUGCCUUUUCGUCUUUAAUUUGAUUUUUUUGCUAUGUGGUUUGGUGUGUGUUGGUAUCGGUACAUGGUUGGUGCUGGAUCGAUAUGCAGUGGAUAGCUUAGCAAUUGCCAGUGAAAAAGUUCAAGUUACCGAUGAUGGAUUGCGAGAAUUGGCGUCGAAGCCAGCAGCAGUAAGACAAAUUGGAUUUCUAUUGAUUAUUGGCGGUAUAAUUGUCAUCGUUGUGUCGUUUAUGGGGUGUUGUGGAGCAGCCAAGGAAUGGCGUCUCCUUUUGUGCUGUUAUGCAACAUGUCUGAUGGUUAUACUGGCAACGCAGAUAGCUGCCGCAAUAUAUGCUGUUAUGCACAGUCAUAUGUUCGCACAAGAUUUUCGACAAAUUUUGAAAGCGUCGCUAAAAUUGUAUAACGGAACCGAUACUGCAAGCAGAAUGUCCGAUGAUACAGUGCUCAUGAAGGCUGCAUGGGAUAAAAUCAUGAUCGAGAAGUCUUGUUGUGGUGUAGAUUCGAAAAUUGGUGAUUUCAACGAAAGUGGUUGGUAUCAGUUAACCGGUAGAAGACACCAUUUUCCGCCGGCUUGUUGUCCACCAAACAAGGAUGGAAGUUUGAUGGAAUUUUGUCCUACAAUAGCCAGAUAUGGCGAUGGUUGCUAUGAUAAAAUCAAAGAUUCUGUGCAAGCCUUAUCGACUCACUUCAAGAUCGUUGCGUGGACUGUAAUCAGUAUUGCAUUAAUACAGAUAUUCGGCAUAACAGUGGCAUUUUGCUUAUGCAACGCUAUUGGUGAAGAUGAGUACUAUUGA
Brugia malayi is the source of this 831-nucleotide messenger RNA. RefSeq lists its product as uncharacterized. The transcript is spliced from 8 exons. Lineage: Eukaryota; Metazoa; Nematoda; Chromadorea; Rhabditida; Onchocercidae. Bases 1 to 831 code for a protein of 276 amino acids. The record is from RefSeq and is a predicted model, not a curated record. Gene Ontology annotation, cellular component: membrane.